This is a messenger RNA of Gasterosteus aculeatus aculeatus (three-spined stickleback), 2842 nucleotides long. The record is from RefSeq and is a predicted model, not a curated record. Lineage: Eukaryota; Metazoa; Chordata; Actinopteri; Perciformes; Gasterosteidae.
AUCUUUGCAGAGGAUUCCGAGUAAUACUGAGUCCCUGAAUGUCGUGAAUGACACGGAGUAACCAUGGCGAUGACCCUGUGAUGUCCCGGGGACUUGACGCGCAGCCGAUCAGAGCAGAGAUCUGCAGUAAAGGAAUACAACGGAGCGUCCUGGUUGCUCAUUUGGUGCAAACUGGAGAUUUGAAUUAAGUUCUUCAGGAAAUUACACGACAAACGCUGAAUUAAAAUCUCAUUCCACCACGAAGCUGACUGGUGACUUCAGUGAAGAAACGUGACUCACUCUUUGAAAAUAUUGAUUGUUUUCUGACGGGAUGGCUCACUUGCCGUCAAGCUGUCUUUCAGUCGGAGCGACUGCUGAGAAAUGCGUCGUAAGGACCGUUGGAUGAGGAUGUAUUGCCCGCAAAGGGAGACUGACAGACGGGGGACUGCAGACCGGUUAUGAGGCUGCAGUCACCGAGUCUCGGUGAGAUGCCAUAAUCCGCACCGGACAUCUCGGAAUCAUGGACUCCUGGAUCUUGCCGUCGUCCCCUCCCAACCUGUCGGAGCACCUGAUGUACGACAGCUUCGAGCCGGACCUCCACGGGAACUACACGGACCACAGCUUCAAUAAAACCAGCACGGUGGUCAUCACCUGCCUGUACUUUUUGGUCUGCACGGUGGGACUGUGCGGGAACACCCUGGUCAUCUACGUGAUCCUGCGCUACGCCAAGAUGAAGACGGUUACCAACAUCUACAUCCUCAACCUGGCGGUGGCCGACGUGCUGUUCAUGCUGGGCCUGCCGUUCAUCGCCAUCCAGCUGGCGCUGGUCCACUGGCCGUUCGGCCCCGUGCUCUGCAGGGUGGUGAUGGCCCUGGACUCCCUCAACCAGUUCACCUCCAUCUUCUGCCUGAUGGUCAUGAGCAUCGACCGCUACCUGGCCGUGGUGCAUCCCAUCAAGUCCACAAAGUGGCGCAAGCCGCGCAUGGCCAAGACUAUCAACCUAGCGGUGUGGGGGUCGUCGCUGAUGGUCAACCUUCCCAUCGUCAUUUACAGCGGAGUCAUCACAAAGCACGACGGCUGCUUCUGCACCAUUGUGUGGCCGGAGCCUCAAGAGGCUUACUACACCGCGUUCAUGUUCUACACCUUCAUCCUGGGCUUCUUCCUGCCCCUCAUGGUCAUCUGCCUCUGCUACUUGUUCAUCAUCUUCAAGGUGAAGUCCUCGGGCAUCCGCGUGGGCUCGUCCAAGAGGAAGCGCUCGGAGAGGAAGGUGACUCGCAUGGUGUCCAUCGUGGUGGCCGUGUUCGUCUUCUGCUGGCUGCCCUUCUACGUCUUCAACGUCACCUCGGUGACGGGGACCAUCAGCACCACCCCCAUCCUCAGGAGCACCUUCGCCUUUGUGGUGGUCCUGGGAUACGCCAACAGCUGCGCCAACCCCAUCCUCUACGCCUUCCUGUCGGAGAACUUCAGGAAGAGCUUCCAGAAUGUUCUGUGUCUCAAGAAGGUGGGCGGGCUGGACGAGGCCGAUCGCAGCGACAGCCGGCAGGACAAGUCUCGCAUGAUAAACGACCCCACGGACACCCAGAGUACUCUGCUGAACGGGGACCUGCAGACCAGCAUCUGAGAGGACGGCAGUCCGCUGUUAUCAGCUCCUCUGCGGUCACAUCAGAGAGGAAGGGGGAGGGAGGGGCAAUAUUUAACAAUAGGUUCGAUAGGAACACGUCCCUUGUGAAAGAGGACGAAGCAUCAAAGAGAGUAAAACGGCACUGUUCCUGUCUGCUAUUGACACGUCGUUGGGUUUCUCUGUUCUCACGUAAUCAGUGAGAACAUGUGAGUGUUUGCUCCAUGCUGUAGUUUUUCCUCAGUGGGUUGAAGGUAGGAGAUACACACUAACGCCCACGUGUAAAUGGUCCCCAGGGUGACAUUCAUUUUCCCUGGAGACCUGGGAUUACGUACAUAGUAUCAGAGACGAGGGCUUGUGCCAAGUUUCCACAGUCCUGCAUUGGGUAAAAAUAGCAGUACGAUGCGUUCGGAUGCUCAAAAACAACGUGGUAUUGUUAACACUGACGACCGUAUCUUUCCUCGGUUUUUGUUCCCGUCUCAUCCGUCAUGCAGUUAUUUGUUUCUAACUGUGCAGGAAGUGGGCAAAGAGAAGCGGUGAGAGAAUUAAAGCCUCACAUUUUGAUCUCUAAAUCUGACUCUCAAAUAAGAAUUCUUUUUUUUCCUUUUACAGACACAGUAAUCAACGUAAUCAAUGUCAGUGCCAUUACUUCUUCUGUUGUGUAGUACAACAUUCUGAUUUAUGUGUGGCUAAUUUGAUCUGUGAUGAACGUGUAAAAUGUAAUAACGUGAUGUUCAGUGGGCGGUUAAAUAUUUCGACCAAAGUGCUGCCGAGAUGUAUAAAAUUCUACCACAAUGUCGUCUUGUAUAUAUGUUUCUACUGGACUGAUGGCUUUUGGGCUUAUUUACCGUUAACUGUGUGCGUCCUAUAAUAAGGUUUGUGUGUUUGCUUGCAGUUGUCUACUAUUGUCUAAUAUUCCAAACGGCACAACCCUAAAUAAUUCAGAGACAAAUUUGAAGUAGGCACCCAGCUUUGUGUUUUUAUAUCAGCUGAGAGCAUAAAACCGCUUCAGAAGCAGAUGGCUUUGCUUUACUGGAGGUAGUGAAGUACUGAACUAUAGGACAUGCCCUUGAGUUGAAUACAUUGCCUUUCAAACACAUGUUCAAUUUGUUGUUUCACUUUGCUCUAUUACAGAAAACACUGUGUUUGGUGCUUUCGCUGCUCUCCUUCCUUUGACUUUGCAUAUAUAAGAGCCUUGGCUUCUCCUCCCCAUUGCACGCUGCUUGUAAACACGUUGUAUAAUGA